AUGCGCCUCUUGCCUUGCAACUUGGAUGCAUUUGAUUUGAUCCCCUCCCCCCGUCCCUACGCGGCCUGUGGGGUAUCAUCAAGAAGCAGAAGAAGAAGAAGAAGAAGAGAAGACGAGGCUGCCGCUGCCACCAUCUUUGUCGGCUGGCUGGCUCCGAGAGAGACCCACCUCGCCUCCUCUUCCUCCCUCUGGUCCCCGCUCCCGGGGAGCACCCCUUUUAGUGCAAGAUUCAAUCUGCUCCUGCUCCGCUCCUGCUCUUGCUCCUCCUCGCCCCGCAGAUUCGCCUCCCUCCUCCUCCUCGCGCGGCGGUUCUUGAUCCGCUCCGGUCCGGUCCUGCCGUGCGCCGCUGCUCCGGGUCCGGCCAAAGGCUGCUGCUUGCUUGCGGGGUCCGUGGCGGCGGGCGGCUGGCUGCGUUCCGGCGGCGGCGGCUCGAUCUGCGCCGGGGCUCAGAUUUGA
Molecule: messenger RNA, 456 nt
Organism: Triticum turgidum subsp. durum (durum wheat)
Lineage: Eukaryota; Viridiplantae; Streptophyta; Magnoliopsida; Poales; Poaceae
Source: the annotation of a GenBank genome assembly